AUGGUUGAGGGCAAGGUCGAUCACAAUUGUUAUGCACAUGUGACUGCCUACGUCAGAGACGUCGUAUCCACAAUCUCCCGACAGGAGGGCCGGCGGACGAAAAUCGAAGUAGACCAAAGUGUAAUCGACCGUUGGGAAGCUAUCAGAAGCAUGACUGCCACCCACAACGUCACUUUUGAUGCUGCCGAUGGCCCAGUAACAGCACACGAUAUUGCUCUCAUGGCGACGUCACCAGUUCUGUCGGCAAUGCUCCAGUCCUGCAUGACAGAAGGCGCUGGAAAGCGUAUUCAAGUCAAAGAUUCUUCCGCCUCGGGUGUGUCCCUGUUCUUGGACCUUGUGUACACGAGCUCCACAUGCAGUGAAGUUGAGUACAAGACCGCGCUUGAAGCCAUGGACCUCGCCCAUCGCUGGCAGGUGGAGGGCGUGGUGCGCGUGCUCGAGGAGAUCCUACAAGGAAUGAUCACCGAUUCCAACUUCGUCGACAUCGCGUCGGCUGCCACGUUGAAGGGCUUGAUCGGCCUGGAGAAGGCUUGCACCAAGUUCGCCCAGAGCAGCGAGGCAUUGCGAAAGAUGUCACAAAACGGGGAGUUGCCUCCUGCUCUCGAAAAGCUUAUCGGGCAUCCGGCAACCGCAUCUGAUACAUCGGCACCAAACAAGAAGCGCCGGACCUUUUGA
Molecule: messenger RNA, 675 nt
Organism: Symbiodinium sp. CCMP2592
Lineage: Eukaryota; Dinophyceae; Suessiales; Symbiodiniaceae
Source: the annotation of a GenBank genome assembly